AUGAAGUCCGCCGUCCUUCUCUCGGCCCUCGCGGGUCUCGCCUCCGCCAACCCUACCAGAACCGAGAAGCAGCUCCCUAACCGUGCUGCUUCCCUCCCCGCCGUCACCGUCUCCGGAAAUGCUUUCUGGGCGGGCAAAGAUCGAUUCUAUAUCCGCGGCAUCGAUUAUCAACCCGGUGGUUCCUCCUCCGACGAAGAUCCUCUCGCCGAACCCACCGUCUGCAAGCGUGAUAUUGCGCAGUUCAAGAAGUUGGGCAUCAACACUAUCCGUGUUUACAUGGUCGACAAUACCUUGAACCACGACGAGUGCAUGAACGCUCUCGCAGAUGCCGGCAUCUACCUCGUCCUCGACGCCAACACCCCCAAGUACUCCAUCAACCGAAAGGAGCCUUUCCCUUCGUACAACGGCGCCUACCUCCAGAACGUCUUUGCCACCAUCGACAUGUUCGCCAAUUACACCAACACACUCGCCUUCUUCUCAGGUAAUGAAGUCAUCAACGAGGAGCCUGGUACCACGAUCAGUGCCCCCUACGUCAAGGCCGUCACUCGUGAUAUGAGGAAGUACAUCAAGACUCGUGGAUACCGCAGCAUUCCCGUUGGUUACUCCGCCGCCGAUGUUUCGGACAACCGUAUGCAGACCGCACACUACUUCAACUGUGGUCCCGAUGACACUCGCAGCGACUUCUUCGCUUUCAAUGACUACUCCUGGUGCAACACUGACUUCGUGACUGCCGAGUGGGACAAGAAAGUCCAGAACUUCACCGACUACGGUCUUCCUAUCUUCCUUUCGGAGUAUGGUUGCACGACGAACGGACGUGACUUCAACGAAAUUGGGGCACUCAUGAGUGCUAACAUGACUGGUGUCUAUUCCGGCGGUCUCAUGUACGAGUACAGCAUGGAGUCGAACGGUUUCGGUAUUGUCCAGAUCAACAAGGACGACACUAUUACCGAUCUCAAGGAGUUUGACAACUUCUCCAAGGCUCUUGCUAAAUACCCCGCGCCCACCGGUGCCGGCGGUGCCGCCUCCACGACCCACGCCGUCGCUUGCCCUACCCAGGACUCCAUCUGGGAAGUCGACCCUGAUAUCCUCCCUGCUAUGCCCACUACCGCCGAGAAGUAUUUCAAGGAUGGUGCUGGUACCGGUCAGGGUCUCGCCGGCAAGGGCUCUCAGACCGACUGGGACUCUGGCGUCUCCUCGACCAACAUUACCGGAAGCAGCAAGGAGGGCGCCGCUAGCGAGGAUGCCGCUGGUCGUAUCGACCUCGGUGUUGGUGCUGUGCUCGUCACUGGUGGUGCCCUCGCCUUCAGCCUCUUCGGCACCCUCCUCCUGUAA
Molecule: messenger RNA, 1332 nt
Organism: Scedosporium apiospermum
Lineage: Eukaryota; Fungi; Ascomycota; Sordariomycetes; Microascales; Microascaceae
Product: 1,3-beta-glucanosyltransferase Gel1
Exons: 4
Coding region: 1-1332 (443 amino acids)
Biological process (GO): fungal-type cell wall (1->3)-beta-D-glucan biosynthetic process
Cellular component (GO): fungal-type cell wall; cytoplasm
Molecular function (GO): 1,3-beta-glucanosyltransferase activity
Source: RefSeq, a predicted model, not a curated record